This is a messenger RNA of Kluyveromyces marxianus DMKU3-1042, 750 nucleotides long. RefSeq names its product DNA-directed RNA polymerase III subunit C31 (gene RPC31). Bases 1 to 750 code for a protein of 249 amino acids. The record is from RefSeq and is a predicted model, not a curated record. Lineage: Eukaryota; Fungi; Ascomycota; Saccharomycetes; Saccharomycetales; Saccharomycetaceae. Gene Ontology annotation, cellular component: RNA polymerase III complex. Gene Ontology annotation, biological process: transcription by RNA polymerase III. The transcript has a single exon.
AUGAGUUUCAGAGGGGGAGCUCGAGGGAAGUCGUCUUCUGCAUUUAGUAAUCUACCGUUCGGGCUCAGUUAUAGUGAUGUUGGUGCCAAUGGAUCUACGGAAUUACCUACGAUUCCACUCCCAAUGAACCAUCCUAGUAAUGACCUAGAACGUGAAAUAGCGAUGCAUUACAUCAACUUCAGAAAUGCAUUGAAGGAUGGACCGUUGUUCACCGGUUCUAUGGAAUUAAUCUCAGAGGAUGAUGAAGAGGACAAUGGUGAGGCUGAAAAGAAUGGAAAGAAGAAGAGGAAACAAAAACAACAAGUUGAUGCUGAUGGGCUCAACGAUGGUAUCGAGAGAUAUUCGGAUAAAUACUUGAAAAGAAGAAAGAUCGGUACUUCGAUCGAUGAGUAUCCAUUCAAUGUCGAUUUCUUCCCCAAGGAACUAUAUCAAGUACUAGGCAUAAACAAAAAGAAGUUGAUCCAAUUAUCGAAACUGGACAAGAACCAAACUCUAUUUGGUGCCAGUGGAUCCAAGGAAGAGGAUGAAGCCGUUGGACGAGCAUUGCUUGAGAAAUUGAGCGGAAUGGCCGAAGAAGAAGAAGAUGCAGAUGAAGAGAAUGAAGAGAAAGAUAGAGACAAGGGAGACGUCGAUGAAGAUGACGAAUUUGAAGAAGAUGAUGAUGACGAUUACAAUGCAGAGAAGUACUUCGAUGAUGGUGAUGAUGACCUAGGAGGCGAGGAUGAGUACCCAGAUGAGGCUGAAUUCUAA